UCUCUCUCUCAUACUGGCUGACACACAGUUCGUUGGAUCAUUCACGAAUUGAAGUGAUGAAUCCGGUCGCUGUUCAUCGCGCUUCCUUAGACUGCGUUUCGCGUUUCUCUUUGAUCCGUCGAGAAUCAGGCGGCGGCGGAUUCUCCGGUGCUCGGAUUGUGAAAUCGCGUGGAAGGAAUCGGCGGCUGCAUGCGGUUACGGCGAGUUUGAUCACCAGCGCCGACUCGUUCGAGGUGGGGAGGCUUAUCGGAAGCUACGGAUUCAUGAAUGUAACUAGUUAUUCAGGGUUGCGGUCAGGAGAUGAAUUUGAAUCUACAUCCGAUGAUUUUGGGAGAUUAAAAUCUCAGGACAUUGGAGAAGGCGCUGUUAAGAUCAGACUAUACGAAGGAAGAAUAUCACAGGGUCCUUUUCGAGGAACACCUAUCACCUUUAAGGUCUAUCCCGGACAGCGUGCUGGUGGAAUUGAGGCUGACAUGAUGGCCGCUAACGAGUUGAAUGCACAUUCUUUUCUCCAGAGCAAUAAAAACCUACCAGCUAACCUACUUAUACUUGUUGGUGGCUUUGAGACACAGUUUGGGGAACAGUGGCUGGCUUUUCGUGACGGUGGUAAAGAUAGUGCAGCUGAUUACGCGCGAAUUGCGAGUGAAAAAACAUCAAGAGCUCGCUCCCAAGGAGCAUGGAAUCCUUAUGAAAAAGAGGUGACGAUGAAACGAAGGAGAAAUUUUGUCGUUACGAUCCUACAAGGUGCAAUGAAAGGUCUAGCUUUUAUGCAUGCCAAUGAUAGGUUACACCAAAGCCUCGGGCCCUCCUCGAUUGUUCUCAAGUAUGCCUCCCUUCGAGUAUCUGAAAGUGUUAGCACACAUCUCUCUCAAUAUAAACAGAGCUUACCUUACAGGCCAUCAUGCUUGGAAGAAGGAGCGACCUCUGGUGCACUAUCAGAGCAACUUUGGCGAAGGGCAACUGCUUCUGGCGCCUUCACAGUUUUUGAGAAGAGAGCUUUUGGGAUUGCAGAUGACAUAUAUGAAGCCGGUCUUCUCUUUGCAUACUUGGCCUUUGUUCCGUUCUGUGAAGCAGGCGUAAUGGAUUCUCUUUCUCUUCAGAGACUACUGGAAAACACAUUCCGGCUGGAUAUUGAUGCAGUAAGAGAGUACUGUUUAGCUGAUGAACGCCUGGAAGAAGCUGUUAAGUUUCUGGAUUUUGGUGAUAGAGCUGGUUGGGAAUUACUCCAGGCAAUGUUGAACGCUGACCACAGGAAACGGCCAAUGGCGGAAGCUGUUCUUAGUCACAGAUUCUUGAACGGCAUUGUUAAAUGAUAGGAGAGAGAUUUGUAUUUAAGUAGUUAUCAUACGAUUAUCAAUUAUUGGUUCAUUUUCUGCAAAUAUAUCUUCGGUUCUUUUAUAUCAUUGAUCAGUUUUUUA
Molecule: messenger RNA, 1418 nt
Organism: Brassica oleracea var. oleracea
Lineage: Eukaryota; Viridiplantae; Streptophyta; Magnoliopsida; Brassicales; Brassicaceae
Exons: 11
Coding region: 57-1313 (418 amino acids)
Biological process (GO): protein phosphorylation
Cellular component (GO): chloroplast
Molecular function (GO): protein kinase activity; ATP binding
Source: RefSeq, a predicted model, not a curated record